CAUUUCUAAAGCAGGACAACCUGACCACGUCACGGAGAAAGAGAAAUCAAAAUCGUUGUUUUGCAUUCCAUAAACAAUCUUUUAAAACACGACCAAAAUGAGCAAAGUAACAUUUAAGAUUACACUGACGUCGGAUCCCAAGUUGCCGUUCAAAGUGUUAAGUGUACCAGAGGGCACGCCAUUUACGGCCGUAUUGAAAUUCGCUUCGGAGGAAUUUAAGGUGCCAGCGGAGACGAGUGCCAUUAUAACAGACGACGGCAUUGGGAUUAGUCCACAGCAGACGGCUGGCAAUGUGUUCCUCAAACAUGGCUCAGAACUGCGACUCAUUCCCAGAGAUCGCGUUGGUCACUAAAUUUUUGUUUACUGCUCCGCUUCUUCUGUCCAUCUAAUUGAGAUUCCUCUACAAUAAAUAACGAAAGUGACACUCACCUGCAAGUAAAA
Messenger RNA from Drosophila willistoni, 441 nucleotides. It is a transcript of the gene Ufm1, whose product is annotated as ubiquitin-fold modifier 1. The transcript has a single exon. Lineage: Eukaryota; Metazoa; Arthropoda; Insecta; Diptera; Drosophilidae. The record is from RefSeq and is a predicted model, not a curated record. Gene Ontology annotation, biological process: protein K69-linked ufmylation. Gene Ontology annotation, cellular component: cytoplasm; nucleus. Bases 98 to 352 code for a protein of 84 amino acids.